Messenger RNA from Hippocampus zosterae (dwarf seahorse), 3715 nucleotides. RefSeq lists its product as uncharacterized. NCBI's taxonomy places the organism in Eukaryota, Metazoa, Chordata, Actinopteri, Syngnathiformes, Syngnathidae. The record is from RefSeq and is a predicted model, not a curated record. Bases 179 to 1270 code for a protein of 363 amino acids. The transcript is spliced from 2 exons.
ACGUCAAGCUAUCAAGGAUGAAGUGAUGUGAAUUGUCCCUCGGUAUGAGUGUGAGCCACAAAAGCCAUUAAGGGCCACAAAAGCUGCCUCCUGCUCAGAAAGCAAAAGACGCUUGGAGGCUAAGAUCAAGGCGGCUCGGAAAGAUGUGAGUCAAUUGACGGAGGCCCAGAGAGGUGUGAUGAAAAGGCCGAUACCCGAGAGGUACAUCCAGAUGACCAUACCUGAAGCACUCGAAACUGCCAAACAAAGGCUCCAAGCCUUGUCCAGCCGCCUAAAGCGGUACACGAAAGAGAAUGAGGCCAGACGAAUAAACGGGCUGUUCGCAACACAACCUGCGAAAGUGUACACUCAGUGGCAGGGUCCUAACAACAGAGCUGACCCACCAAGACUGGAAACUGAAAGGUACUGGGAAGGCAUAUGGGAAAAGGAGGUUGCACAUAACAGCAGUGCACGAUGGCUGGUGACCCUGAGAGAGGAGCACAGCAACAUCCCUGAACAGAACCCAGUUACCAUAACAGUGGCAGACAUACAGGAAAGAAUCUCAGAUAUGAAGAACUGGACAGCACCAGGCCCGGACAUGGUCCACACCUACUGGCUAAAGAAACUCACAGCACUCCAUGAGUGCCUAGCAGCACUAAUGAACCAGCUGCUGAGGGAUGGGACUCACCCAGCAUGGCUAACCGAAGGGCGGACGAUCGUGAUCAUGAAGGAUCCCUCAAUGGGUGCAGUCCCAUCCAACUAUCGGCCAAUAACCUGUCUCUCCACAACAAGGAAGCUCAUCAUUGCGGCCAAGAUAAGUGGACACAUGGAUCAAUACACGAGCGAAGCACAGAAGGGCAUUGGUAGAGAUACGAGAGGAGCCAAACAUCAGCUCCUGGUUGACAGAACAGUCGCACAAGACUGCAGGUCCCGACGUACCAACCUGUGCACAGCCUGGAUUGAUUACCAAAAAGCCUAUGACUCAAUGCCACAUACAUGGAUCACUGAAUGCUUGGAGUUGUAUAAGGUGAACAGGAUCCUAAGAGCCUUUGUUGCGAACUCAAUGAGGAUGUGGAAAACCACACUUGAACCCAAUGGCAAGCCACUUACCCAAGUGUCCAUCAAAUGUGGCAUAUACCAAGGUGAUGCACUCUCCACACCACUGUUCCGCAUAGGACUGAACCCACUAAGCCAAAUAAUCACCAAGAACGCCUCAGAAAUGGAGCUACGAUCAGUCACCUCCUCUACAUGGAUGACAAAAAGCUGUAUGCUAAGAGCGAAAGGGACAUAGACUCCCUGAUCCACACAACCAGGAUCUACAGCAGCGACAUCGGGAUGUCAUUCGGGCUUGAGAAAUGUAGUCGGAUGGUGACUAAGAGAGUAAAGGUAGUCCACACUGAAGGGGUCUCACUCCCUGGAGGAACAAUAGCAAACAUUGAGGACAGCUCCAAGUACCUCGGUAUGCCACAAGCCAAUGGUAGCCAAAAGAAGGAGGCCGGGGACUAGUGAGUGUGAGCGCCACCCUCCAUGAUAAAACAUCCAAGCUCCAUGAAUACAUCAAGGAGAAGGCUCCAACGGAUGACGUACUCAGAGAAUGUCUCAGAAAAUGGGGAACAGAGGAUGAGGCACUGGAAGAGGGACUAUCAUGGGAGGACAAGCCCCUACACGGGAUGUACCACCGGACCAUAACUGAAGUGGCUGAUCUCAAGAAGUCCUAUCAGUGGCUAGAGAGGGCUGGCCUGAAGGACAUUACAGAGGCACUCAUCCUGGCUGCUCAGGAGCAGGCCCUGAGCACCAGAGCCUUUGAGGCCCAGAUAUACCACACCUGACAACACCCAAGGUGGAGGUUGUGCAAAGAGGCACCUGAGACGAUCCAAAACAUAACUGCAGGGUGUAAGAUGCUGGCAGGGAAAGCCUACAUGGAACGUCAUAACCAUGUGGCUGGCAUAGUCUACCGUGCGGAGUAUGGACUGGAAACCCCAAGGUCAAAAUGGGAAACACCUCCGAAGGUUGUGGAGAAUGACAGAGCGAAGAUCCAGUGGGACUUCCAGAUCCAGACUGACAAGAUGGUAAUAGCGAACCAACUAGAUGUCGUGAUCAUAGAUAAAGGGCAAAGGAAAGCCGUUGUGGUGGAUGUAGCGGUCCCAAGUGAUGGAAACAUCAGAAAGAAGGAACAUAAGAUGAUAAGAAAAGAUAUCCUUUAUUUGUCCCGCAAUGGGGAAAUUACAAUCAGAAUUCAGAAAGGAAAAACGCUGGGUCGGGAGAGGGAAAAAAAAAACAUGCUCAAACUAUCCUCUUCCGAGGAUAAUUUAAUUCCAGGAUAAAAAAAAAGACCCUAGCACAAGAAUAAGCAUAUGACAGUUACAACAAGUCACAAGACAAGGGGGGGAAGGAAGGGGUGACCACGACGCGGCCACCUGACCAGCUGCACGGCCACGUGCGCUCUGCAGGUCAAGCCACGUCACGGGGGAAAAAGAACCGGAGCGAUGAAGACGGUGAUAACAAGGAUGUGUAUGCGCGGGUGCUUGUCCAUUCAUGUAUGUGUAUGCGUGUACAGGUCACAGCUGCUUCGUCGAGGUCUGCUCAUCAUGAAGACAGUCCCGGCUUAUCAGUCCAUGGCCGAGAAGGAGGGUGGUAAUGGUGGGGGCCCUAGAUUCCAUGCCUACUUCCAUCCAGGGGAAAAGGCCAGAUAGCGUUGUUUGUUUUGGAGGGACGGCCGCCAACAAUUUCAGACAGCCUUGAGUCCGUGGCCUGUAUCUCUUCACUGGCGCCGAUCAGCCGAAUCCGCAAACUCUUUCCGCAGCGCGGAUUCCAACUUCUCCAUGAUGUUGUCGAUCGCGCGGAGUCGCUCUAAAACCGCAUCAAUAUUGCGGUUGAGCACAGUCACCGCUUAAGUCUGAGUGUGGGACAUUCGCGCCAAACCAUUCAGAAUCACCGGCAGCUUCUUCACUUCCAAUAAAGCCGAUCACGUCGGUUCAAUUUUGCGAUAGAACCGAAAGCUGCCAACACCAAACAGCAGCAUACCUGUUAUCAAAAAGGCCAAUAAUGUAGAUGUCUUCAACCUCCUCCACGGACAGUAUUGCCAGGCACACCGGUCUCCACUUUCUCAAUGGAUCUAGGGCGUAUCCGGCAGUAAAUGUCCCCGGAGGGCAAGCAGUCCCCCUGUUCUGUUAUAUAAAAUAUUUUUCUCUGCUCUUGCGUCACAACGAAAUUCACUACAACGAAAACGAGCCUUCCGCAUAAGUCGAAUCCAACCUCAGAAUGCCACAGCGACCUCUGCUGCUUCGUUUGGAAGCUGUUGAACCACCACACUGGUAUACACAUGCACAGUAGUACACAAAAUAUUUGUGAUUGUUAGUUUCAGACGCAGCACGAACGUUACAUUGCUAAAAUGGUGACGAAACGGACCUUUGCAGACCAAGGAGUUAAGAAAAGCAUUCACGCUUGAAUUACAUUGAUUGAUUGAGCGAGCUUUGCAUGUCAUGUGUGAGCCCUCCAACAAGCACCUCAACGACAGGAAUCACUCGUGUUUUGCGAUUGAUUUGGUACCCCACCCCUCGCCCGCUAAAAGUGAAAAAACGCGAAGUAGUAUUUGCCCCUCGCCCGACAGAAAUGUUCAUGUUUGUGUGUGGAUGGAUCUUUUUUUUUUUUAAAUAAGUAUGUUAUAUGUGAUAAAUAAACCAACAAAUUAGUCUCAUGACAAAAUAUUUCUCCUCAAUGCACUGAUACAAGUAUU